Molecule: messenger RNA, 738 nt
Organism: Cyphellophora attinorum
Lineage: Eukaryota; Fungi; Ascomycota; Eurotiomycetes; Chaetothyriales; Cyphellophoraceae
Product: Asparagine--tRNA ligase, cytoplasmic
Exons: 2
Coding region: 1-738 (245 amino acids)
Biological process (GO): asparaginyl-tRNA aminoacylation
Cellular component (GO): cytoplasm
Molecular function (GO): asparagine-tRNA ligase activity; ATP binding
Source: RefSeq, a predicted model, not a curated record
AUGGGCGACGUGUUCUGCAUCUGCCCUUCGUUCCGCGCCGAAAAGUCCCUCACCCGCCGCCACCUGUCCGAAUACACCCACAUCGAAGGCGAACUCGACUUCAUCACGUUCGAAGACCUUCUUAAUCACAUCGAGCUCAUACUCACAAGAGUCAUUGAGCACACCCUCUCCGACCCAAUCAUCGCCGGGUACAUCAAGGCCCUCAACCCUGACUUCCAGCGCCCGUCCACACCAUUCAAGCGACUCCGCUACGCCGACGCCAUCACAUGGCUCAACGAGCACAACAUCCUGAACGAAGACGUCGAGGAGGGUGAGGAGCCUCGUCCACACGUCUUUGGUGACGAUAUAGCUGAAGCAGCGGAGCGGAAGAUGGUCGACACUAUGAAUGUGCCAGUCCUACUGACGCACUUCCCUCACGAGAUCAAAUCGUUCUAUAUGCCGAGAGAUCCAGAGGACAACCGCGUGACAGAAAGCGUGGACGUGCUCAUGCCAGGUGUGGGAGAGAUUGUCGGAGGCAGUAUGAGAAUGAGCAACGUGGAUGACCUUCUGGACGGUUUUAAGCGACAUGGUAUCCCGACGGAGAGCUACUACUGGUACAUCGACCAGCGAAAAUACGGCACUUCACCUCACGGUGGCUACGGUAUGGGCCUCGAGCGUCUUCUUGCCUGGCUCUGUGGUCGCUACACUGUCCGUGAAUGCUGCCUGUACCCUCGGUUCAUGGGUCGGGCUACCCCUUGA